ACCAAGGCCGCUUUGCGUCGAGGGGAGGUCCGUUGCGGUAGCCCAGGCCACUGCACCACCGGCAUCCUUCGAAGUCCCAUCGAAGUUUGCGACACCAUCUGGUCACCAGAUGGCCGCGCCGUCCUCGAAAGUUGAACAGGCACGUCGACGUCCCAGUUGCCAAUAUUCCGGUGCCUUCCAUCGACGAAUGGGAGCGCUGGACAAUAUGUUCCGUACCAAGCCGCUUGCGGUCAUCCAUGCCGAAGAAAAGAAGGAAGAACUGCCCCGCGAGCUUGGCCUGUGGGACUUGAUCGCGAUCGGGAUCGGCGGGACUGUCGGGUCCGGUGUGUUCGCCACCACCGGUGACAUCAUCAGUGGCGCUGCCGGUGGUGGCGCCGGUCCUGCUGCGUUCAUCUCGUGGACGUUGGCUGGUUUGUCCUGCAUCUUGAGCGGUUUUGCCUACAUGGAAAUGAGUUCGCUCAUCCCGUCGUCCGGAUCCACGUACGCGUACUCGUACCAUGCUUUAGGCGAACUCCCGGCCUUCAUCGCCGCGUGGCUGUUAACGUUGGAGUACGGCAUGUCCGGCGCGGGUGUCGCUCGGUCGUGGGCCACCAAGGUCCAAGAAUGGGCGGAAGAAGGCGGCGGCGACUAUGCGUUCCUGAACCUGCAGAACACGAACGUGUUGGCACUUGCCAUCAUGCUGUUGUCGGUGAUUAUCCUCUUGGCUGGCAUCCGAUUCGGUAAGUUGUUCAUCAACAUCGUGACCACGACCAAGGUCGGCGUCGUCAUCUUCAUCAUCGUGGCUGGGCUCGCCGCAACCAAAUCGGACAACCUGUCGCCCUUUAUCCCCCCACGCAACGAAGAAACAGGCUUGUUUGGGUUCCAAGGCGUCAUGCUUGGUGCGUCGCAAGCAUUCUUUGGCUUUGUCGGGUUUGACGAAGUGUGUUGUCUCGCUGCCGAGGCCAAGAAUCCCCGCAAGAUCAUGCCCCGCGCGGUCAUCGGUGUCAUUCUCGGAACGAUGUUUUUGUCGUGCUUUGCGUCGCUCGCCCUCUCCGGCAUGGUGCCUGCCGAUGUGUACUCCAACCUGCCGUACAACAUGGGCAACGACUCGGGUGGGAACCCCCGCGGGAACCUCACGUACUUUUCAUUCCCUGGCGCGUUCGGCUACGUCGGCUAUUCUGCAGCUCAAGUCAUUGUACACAUCGGAGAAGUCGGGACGAUGCCGGUUGUCGUGUUGAUCUCGUUCUUGGCCCAGCCUCGCCUCAUGUACGCCAUGUCUGUGGACGGGCUGUUGCCCGAGAUUUUUGGCCGCGUCGACGGCAAGGGCAACUUGUUUUGGUGCACUGUGAUCUCUGGCGCGUUCUUUACUGUUGUGGCGUUCGUCAUCCCGUUCGGGGACAUUUGGAACAUGGUGUCAAUUGGGAUCUUGAUCUCGUUCAUCAUGACCAACGCGUCGUUGAUUAUCGUGCGCACGCGUGACGCGGCGCCUGGAACAUCCCAAAAGCUCACGGGUGCCGCAGUCCUUGUCGCACUGGCCGCCAUGUUCACCUUCCAAAAGGGCUACGUAGACGGCAGCAGUACUGCCGCCCUAGUGAUCUCGAUCGUUCUGUUUGUAUUGACGUUUGCCAUUGGAGGUGUCAUCUUUGCCAAGUGCCCCCAAAACGUGAGCGACGGGGACCUCUUCCGCGCUCCCUUGGUGCCGUUCGUCCCGCUCUUCUCUAUCUUGGUCAACUGGCUCUUGGUCGCGCAGAUGGCGGAGAAGGACAUUCUCCGCGCCUUCAUCUGGAUCGGUGCCGCCAUCAUCACGUAUUUUCUCUACGGAUUCCGACACAGCGAAGGCCGCAAGGGCUGGAGCACGGUGCUCCACCACGGUGUGCUUGGUUUGAACGAAGUGCGUCCGUCCAUGAGUUCCAUGAUGUCUGGCGAUGUCAAGAAGUCCUUGCUGAGCCCGGAACCUACUGCCAAGGCGUAGGUUGCCAGCAGUAACUUGUACGUAAUGACUGUUUGGGUGUACAUGCGCACGAGUGCCGACUCCUUUCGGCGCCGCCCCCUGAAAUGCCCGCUAUUGGGCUGACAGGCUGCAAUUGCCGUCGGGCUUGAUGUUAUGUGUCUCCAUGUGCUGCGUGUUGUCCUUUCAUGGCACUUGAAACGUCAAGUCUUUGGGUCGGGGAUGUCCCCUCCCGCCAAGCUAGCCUUCCAGGAGUGCCUUCGAACCCUUCGGCUCGUACAGGAUUGGAACCACCUCUCACGUUGUUGUAAUAUUACACGUCUUUCUGUCGCCGCCCCUUCGGAGAGACCGCUCUGUUGUCACAAAUGCUACAUCGAUGUGUCAUUUGAGAGUCGCGCACACAAGCAAGACGUUCCCUUG
Molecule: messenger RNA, 2347 nt
Organism: Aphanomyces invadans
Lineage: Eukaryota; Oomycota; Saprolegniomycetes; Saprolegniales; Verrucalvaceae
Exons: 1
Coding region: 110-1951 (613 amino acids)
Biological process (GO): amino acid transport; transmembrane transport
Cellular component (GO): membrane
Molecular function (GO): amino acid transmembrane transporter activity
Source: RefSeq, a predicted model, not a curated record